UUCACAUAAGGUAGGGAACUAAAAAAUACCAAAGAUUGGAGGAAUAUCUAGGGUUUUCGUAGGCGCGCUUCGGUUGAUAUCGUAAUUCUUUGGGUCGUUUCCGUGUUUCCUCCCUCAAAUUCCGAGAUGGGUCAGCGGUGGAGAUCCAGAGAACAAGCGAGCGAGAUGGGAGAUGAAGACAGCGCCGGUGAUGCAGUGAUCCUUCUAAGCAGCGACGAUCAGGAGGCCAACGAAGAUCUUAGCUUGGCGAUAGUAGCUAAAGCUCGCCUACGCGAGGCCAAGCGGAAUAGGGCCAAGGAUAAAGAGAAAUGUCGGGCGUUUUUCAUAGAUCUCUCCACUUCUUCGGCUGACGAAGUUGAGGUUGUUCGUGAUGGAAUAGCCGCCGGUAGAAGGGAGGGGGUUGUGGUGGGCACGAAAGAGGAAGUCAAGAGGAAGCGGAAGAGCAAGCCGAAGAAGAAGGCGAAGAAGGAAGUUGAUUAUGUACUUGUAACAGAACAGCCUGAUGCUCCUGAGGCUGAGAAAGAGGAACCAGCUGGAACUUCUGAUUCUGUGAUAGAAGUCGGCACUGAAAAAUCCAAUAACCUAGUCUUGAGAAAGCUUCUGCGUGGCCCAAGAUACUUUGAUCCGGGUCCUGUCAAUUGGGAGACUUGCUAUAACUGCGGAGAGGAAGGUCAUACAGCUGCAAACUGCAUGGAGGAGAGGCGACAGAAGCCUUGUUUUGUCUGUGGGAAGUUUGGUCACAUUGGGAAGCACUGCAUGCAGGGACAAGACUGCUUUGUCUGCAAAAGAAAGGGCCAUCAUGCAAAGGAGUGCCCGGAUAAGCGCAAAAACAAUUCCGAUGAAUCCAUAAGCAUAAUAUGCUUACGUUGUGGAGAUCUAGGACAUGAUAUGGCAUUCUGCAGAAAAGAUUACGCAUCUAGUGAUAUCAAGGAAAUACGAUGUUACAUUUGCAAGCAAUAUGGUCAUCUGUGCUGUGUUGAUUACAAGGACAAUGGUCCAAUUGAAAUAUCUUGUUACAAUUGUGCUGAGUUUGGUCAUACUGGCCAAGGUUGUGCAAAACAACGGUGUGAAACUACUGUUAUGACACCCACUCUUUGCUACAAAUGUGGUCAAGAAGGGCAUUUUGCAAGGGGUUGCACAAAUAAACUAAAGUCUGUGAAGCGUCUCGGAGAGUCAUCUAUGCCUAUUAGUCAAUUAAAAGCUAAAAAAGAUGCUAAAGUGUCAAAGUCCCUACCUCGCGAUUUUGGGAGAGAGCAUAGAAAGAAAAGCUCUUACUGUGAUAAGAGCACGAGAACUAUGAAGUCUAAGGGUGGCUGGAUUGUUGACGAUAUAGGUUACUUGCCUAGAAAGAUACAAAGAACAAAGGCUUGGGCAUCUCCCACCACACCAUCAGAUAUGACUAACAGGUUUCAGCCAGCAUCUUCUGUGAGCCGCUAUUCUGGCUAUUCGAGCUUUUCGAGUCCGCACACACCACAUCUGAAGUAUAAUGGUCACUUAGGAACUCCAAUCUCACGUGUUUAUACUGGCAGUUACCAUCAUGAUUCUACAGGCAGUUACCAUCAUGGUUCUUCAGGCAGUUACCAUCAUGAUUUUUCUGUCUCAAGAUUUGGGUACUCUUAUGGUUACUAUGGUUGAGUUUUGGCUGUAAAGUGUGCUGCACAGCUGGAACCGUCCUUUGUUAAGUUCUGUGGUUUCAUCCUCCAAUUCAUUGAAACAGUGAGUACUUAGCAUUUGCUUGCUUAGAAUUCAUGAUCUGGUCAUGUAUGGAUUCUCUGUUAAGUAGUAAUGAUAUGAAAAAAAAGUCUACUUAGCUCAAGUUGUUUCUGGCCACUGUGGUUUAUGGAAACAACUAAAUUGGAUGCAUUCCUACCCUUUUUUUGUAGUAACUCAUGACCUUUAAAUUGUAAUGUAACCUACCCUGUAUCUUAGUGAUUAUAAUAAUACAUAUAUAAUUCCAAACUGUUUUUGGUUAGUCUUGUAAAGGUAUGAAUAAUAUUGUGAUCUUGCUAAGUUUUGGCUAAUAUUGUUGUUAUUCAGCCUAACUUGUUUCACUGUUUCAAGUGCACACUGGAGGACUUGUCUAUGAAGCGAUAUAUUUGCUUGCUGUUUUGGCUCAGGAUUUGUCUGAAGUAUAUGAUUUUCAA
Molecule: messenger RNA, 2144 nt
Organism: Phalaenopsis equestris
Lineage: Eukaryota; Viridiplantae; Streptophyta; Magnoliopsida; Asparagales; Orchidaceae
Exons: 7
Coding region: 127-1635 (502 amino acids)
Molecular function (GO): nucleic acid binding; zinc ion binding
Source: RefSeq, a predicted model, not a curated record